GCUCUUCAAAAUGGAAAGUUAGUGGGGCUGGCGGCAGAAGUGUGCCUGGUUGCUGUCACCCGGCUGUCCCCAAGAUUGUGGCUCACCUGCUUCAGAGAGGACGCUGGCUAUAGCUUGUGAAGUCUGCCCCCAUCCCUUACCUGCUUGCCGUCUUCUUAGACCCAUCUUCUUUCUGCUUCGAGAAGUUGACCUCACUGGGGCACCAGGUAAGCUUCCAGAAGAUCAUGGCCCACAUGGGGGACUGCAAAUGGAUGUCCUGGCUCCCAGUGCUGGUGGUGUCUCUGAUGUGCUCAGCCAAGGCAGAGGACUCCAACUGUGGCGAGAAUGAAUACCACAACCAGACUACCGGGCUAUGCCACCAGUGUCCUCCCUGCAGAUCAGGGGAGGAGCCCUACAUGUCCUGUGGAUACGGCACCAAAGACGAUGACUAUGGCUGUGUGCCCUGCCCUGCAGAGAAGUUUUCCAAAGGAGGUUACCAGAUAUGCAGGCGCCACAAGGACUGUGAAGGCUUCUUCCGGGCCACAGUGUUGACACCAGGGGACAUGGAAAAUGAUGCUGAGUGUGGCCCAUGUCUCCCUGGCUACUACAUGCUGGAGAACAGACCCAGGAACAUCUACGGCAUGGUCUGCUACUCCUGCCUCUUGGCUCCUCCCAACACCAAAGAAUGUGUGGGAGCCACCUCUGGAGUUUCUGCUCAAUCCUCCAGCACUUCUGGGGGCAGCACUUUGUCCCCCUUCCAACAUGCUCACAAAGAGCUUUCAAGCCAAGGACACCUAGCCACCGCGCUGAUCAUUGCCAUGUCUACCAUCUUCAUCAUGGCCAUCGCCAUCGUCCUCAUCGUCCUGUUCUAUAUCAUGAAGACUAAGCCUUCAGCCCCAGCCUGCUGUGCCAGUCCCCCAGGAAAGAACCCAGAAGCCCCAGCUAGCACACAUGAAGAGAAAAAAGAGACUCCAGACAGUGUGGUGACUUUCCCUGAGAAUGGUGAAUUCCAGAAGCUGACAGCAACACCCACAAAGACCUCCAAGAGUGAGAAUGAUGCCUCCUCUGAGAAUGAGCAGUUGCUGAGUCGCAGUGUGGACAGUGAUGAGGAGCCAGCCCCAGACAAGCAAGGGUCCCCAGAGCUAUGCCUGUUGUCGCUAGUUCACCUGGCCAGGGAGAAGGCUGCAGCCAGUAACAAGUCUGCUGGGAUCCAAAGUCGAAGGAAAAAGAUAUUGGAUGUUUAUGCCAACGUGUGUGGUGUUGUUGAAGGUCUCAGCCCCACAGAGUUGCCCUUUGAUUGCCUGGAGAAGACAAGCCGGAUGCUCAGCUCCACGUACAACUCUGAGAAGGCGGUCGUGAAAACAUGGCGCCACCUUGCCGAGAGCUUUGGACUGAAAAGGGAUGAGAUUGGGGGUAUGACUGAUGGCAUGCAGCUCUUUGACCGCAUAAGCACUGCGGGCUACAGCAUCCCAGAGCUGCUCACAAAGCUGGUGCAGAUUGAGCGGCUGGAUGCUGUGGAGUCCUUGUGUGCAGACAUACUGGAGUGGGCUGGGGCUGUGCCACCUGCCUCCCCACCCCCAGCUGCAUCCUGAAGAGAGUAUCUUGGACUGUCCUCCCUGGUACCAGCUGGGGAUCCAAUGAGGCCACUGCAGCUGUGAGUGAUACCAUCGGACUGCCAAAACUCAAGGCUUUUCCUG
Messenger RNA from Phodopus roborovskii (desert hamster), 1676 nucleotides. RefSeq names its product ectodysplasin A receptor (gene Edar). The transcript has 12 exons. NCBI's taxonomy places the organism in Eukaryota, Metazoa, Chordata, Mammalia, Rodentia, Cricetidae. Gene Ontology annotation, biological process: positive regulation of canonical NF-kappaB signal transduction; positive regulation of JNK cascade. The coding region runs from base 225 to 1571 and encodes 448 amino acids. Gene Ontology annotation, molecular function: signaling receptor activity. The record is from RefSeq and is a predicted model, not a curated record. Gene Ontology annotation, cellular component: plasma membrane.